Molecule: messenger RNA, 510 nt
Organism: Radiomyces spectabilis
Lineage: Eukaryota; Fungi; Mucoromycota; Mucoromycetes; Mucorales; Radiomycetaceae
Exons: 3
Coding region: 1-510 (169 amino acids)
Biological process (GO): termination of RNA polymerase II transcription; regulation of transcription by RNA polymerase II
Cellular component (GO): core mediator complex; mediator complex
Molecular function (GO): transcription coregulator activity
Source: RefSeq, a predicted model, not a curated record
AUGGCCUUGUAUGAAUGCAGUCUUCAAGGACUUGUCGCAGACAAUGAUUUAAAAACAGCCGUGGUUCAACGCCUCGUCGGUAUCUGCGGCGUAGACUCGAUGGUGGAUCUUUUCGAACACGACAUUGUUUUUACCCCCACAGUACAAACUCCAGUAGGUCCAGCGAGGAAUGAUGAUGUUGUCCUUCGUCUUCAGUCGAGAAUUACAACCGAACAAGAUAAAAGCCUAAAACAUCGCCAAUGGUAUCUAUCCAUGCAAGGCCAUCCUGAACCCCAGCGCGGAAGGAAUGUUACUGUGCGACCCAAUACCCGUGUACAGCUAGGAGGCGACGCUUUUCGAUUCAUGAAAUCUUUAGGAUACAGGUAUAACGUAACGAUAGUACUACUAGAGAGUCAAACUUACUCAACCCAUACCAGCUAUUCUUUUGAAGUUGUACGGAAAGGUCAUUUGCUAGCUUAUGAAAAGAUUCUGAGAAUCACAGUGACUCAACUGUACAAGGUGAAUAUCUAA